AAUGCGCGGCUCUGUCCCUCAUCUUCUUUCCUCCACACUUUUCCUUUUUCUCACACACAGCAGUUUCUGCAAGUCCCCAAUCCAGUCGCCGACCAACCCGACCCGAAUACCCACCCGCAAUGCUCCGCCGCUACUCCUGCGGCCUCCUCGGCUCCGGCUCCGUACCCGAACCCGCCGACCGCGACCCGGUCCUCCUAAUCUCGGGCAUCGGCGGCACUAUCCUCCACUCCAAGAACAAAAGAUUCGGGUGCGAAACCCGUAUUUGGGUCCGACUUCUCUUAGCCGAAAUGGAGUUCAAGAACAAGGCCUGGUCCGUGUACAACCCUGAAACAGGAUACACUGAAGUCUUGGACGACAGCACUGAAAUUGUGGUUCCUCAGGACGAUUACGGCCUCUACGCCAUCGAUAUUCUCGAUCCUUCCGCGUUCGUUAAAUGUCUGCAUAUCUCCGACUGUUACCAUUUCCAUGAGAUGAUUGAAAUGCUUGUUGGCUGUGGGUAUGAGAAAGGGACCACACUUUUCGGCUAUGGCUACGACUUUCGGCAGAGCAAUAGAAUCGAUCAAUUGAUGGAUGGAUUAAAGGAGAGGCUGAAAACUGCGUAUAAAGCUUCCGGGGGUAGGAAAGUCAACAUAAUAUCGCAUUCGAUGGGUGGAUUGCUCGUCUCGUGUUUUAUAAGCCUGCACGGCGACAUCUUUUCGGAAUAUGUCAACAAGUGGAUCGGUAUCGCCACUCCGUUCCAAGGUGCCCCGGGAUGCAUCAAUGACACUUUACUCACCGGCCUGCAGUUUGUCGAAGGUUUCAAGAGCUUCUUUUUCGUGUCGAGAUGGACUAUGCACCAAUUGCUGGUCGAGUGCCCGUCUAUUUACGAGAUGUUGCCGAAUCCCGAUUUCAAAUGGAAGAAAGAACCCGUGGUCCAAGUGUGGAGGAAGCACUCCACCGAGGAUGGAGAGACAUCGGCGGAAUUGGAAACGUAUGGUUGUACUCAAUGCGUGACGUUGUUUGAGGAAGCCUUGGCAAACAACGAGCUAAACUAUGACGGGAAAUCGGUUGCCCUCCCGUUCAACACCGCAAUCUACAAAUGGGCUUCCGGCACUCGGAAAAUUCUCGAUAGCGUAAAACUUCCCGACGGGAUUUCCUUCUACAACAUAUAUGGAACUUCAUUUGACACCCCUUUUGACGUUUGCUACGGUUCGGAAUCUUCUCCCAUCGAAAAGUCGUCGGAGAUAUGCCACUCUAUGCCGCAAUACUCCAACGUCGAUGGCGAUGGAACGGUCCCCUCCGAAUCAGCUAAGGCCGAUCAUUUCGAGGCAGUGGAAAGAGUCGGGAUUAUGGCUGACCACCGCGGGCUAUUGGACGACGAGAAUGUGCACAAACUCAUUCAAAAAUGGUUAGGAGUUUCUCCUAAGGAUACAUCAAAGAAGAAGCGAAUAGGAAAAGUGGUGGAUGCAUAGGUAAGUUGCGAUUUCAUCUCAAGGUAGAAUUCAAUAGUUUUUUUUUUUUCAUAGUCCAAGUGUACCACGAUGAUUCGCAAAACCUUGUCCGUACGGGAGAAUAUUUUUUACGAGUUAUGUUGCGCUUAUUGUUGCGACAUUUGAUA
Andrographis paniculata is the source of this 1597-nucleotide messenger RNA. Its product is annotated as phospholipase A(1) LCAT3-like. Bases 120 to 1451 code for a protein of 443 amino acids. The record is from RefSeq and is a predicted model, not a curated record. Gene Ontology annotation, biological process: lipid metabolic process. The transcript has 11 exons. Lineage: Eukaryota; Viridiplantae; Streptophyta; Magnoliopsida; Lamiales; Acanthaceae.